Colletotrichum truncatum is the source of this 756-nucleotide messenger RNA. RefSeq names its product short-chain dehydrogenase. Gene Ontology annotation, cellular component: intracellular anatomical structure. The record is from RefSeq and is a predicted model, not a curated record. Gene Ontology annotation, molecular function: oxidoreductase activity, acting on NAD(P)H, oxygen as acceptor. Lineage: Eukaryota; Fungi; Ascomycota; Sordariomycetes; Glomerellales; Glomerellaceae.
AUGGCUUCCAAAGUGAUCAUCGUCACCGGCGCCAGCCGUGGUAUCGGCCUGGCUAUUGCUCAGUACCUGUUGAAGGACUCCCACAAGGUUGUCUUGGCGGCCAGGUCCAAGGACCAGUUGGAGGCACUCAAGAAGGAGCAUCCUGGACAGGUCGAGUACGUUGCAGGUGACUUGGGGGAUCUUCAGACCAUUCCCAAGAUUGCCGAGGCCGCUGUCAAGGCUUUUGGCAAGAUUGACGGCAUCGUAAUCAACCACGGCGUGCUUGAGCCCGUCACUCGUCUGGAGCAUUCUUCAAUUGAGGAGUGGAAGAGGGCAUACGACAUCAACGUUUUCAGCGGGCUUGCAUUGGUGCAAUCUUCCUUGACAGAGCUGCGCAAGUCCACGGGCUGCGUUCUCUGGGUUUCUUCAGGUGCUGCCACUGGCGCAUACACCGCUUGGGGAGCCUACGGCACCUCCAAGGCUGCCAUGAACCACCUCUCCGCCCACUUGGCCGUUGAGGAGCCCGAUAUUACGAGCAUUGCCAUCAGCCCUGGCCGCGUCGACACGGCCAUGCAAAAGGUCAUCCGCGACACCGGCAAGGAUCACAUGGCCGACAAGGAUCACUCUUCAUUCGUGUCCGCCUUUGACAAGGGCGAGCUUUUCAAGCCCGAGCAGCCUGGCAACGUCAUGGCGCGGUUCGUGGUGAAGCCCGAGCAUGACCUGUCCGGCAAGUUCAUCAAAUGGCAAGCUGGAGAGCUUGCAGCGUACCAAGAGUAG